This is a messenger RNA of Budorcas taxicolor (takin), 1623 nucleotides long. RefSeq names its product intraflagellar transport 46 (gene IFT46). The record is from RefSeq and is a predicted model, not a curated record. Gene Ontology annotation, biological process: intraciliary transport; cilium assembly. Gene Ontology annotation, cellular component: motile cilium; intraciliary transport particle B; centrosome. The transcript has 13 exons. Bases 260 to 1267 code for a protein of 335 amino acids. NCBI's taxonomy places the organism in Eukaryota, Metazoa, Chordata, Mammalia, Artiodactyla, Bovidae.
AGUUGCUCCGAGUAGAAGCCGUGGCUCUCUUCCAAGAAGAAGUGGCCAGGCCUCAGCUUGGAGUGAAACCCCAGUCCUCGGCUGGGGUUCUUUCCAUAUAGACGAGACGGAUUCAGAGGGGCUACAGACCAAGAUUGUUGAAAACCAGACGUAUGAUGAGCGUCUAGAGAUUAACGACUCUGAAGAGGUUGCAAGUAUUUAUACUCCAACCACGAAGCACAAAGGAGUUCCUUGUUCCUCAAAUCUUUCUAACAAGACUAUGGCUGAUAACAGCAGUGAUGAGUAUGAAGAUGAAAAUAACAAGGAGAAGAAGAAGACCUCACAGCUGACGCCUCAGCGGGGCUUUAGUGAGAACGAUGAUGAUGAUGACGAUGACGACUCAUCUGAAACUGAUUCUGAUGAUGAUGAUGAUGAGCAUGGGGCCCCUUUGGAAGGGGCGUAUGAUCCUGCAGACUAUGAGCAUUUGCCAGUUUCUGCUGAGGUUAAGGAGCUCUUCCAGUACAUCAGCAGGUAUACACCACAGUUGAUUGACCUGGACCACAAACUGAAGCCUUUCAUUCCUGAUUUCAUCCCAGCUGUUGGGGAUAUUGAUGCAUUCUUAAAGGUUCCACGUCCUGAUGGAAAGCCUGAUAACCUUGGCCUAUUGGUAUUGGAUGAGCCUUCAACAAAGCAGUCAGACCCUACAGUGCUCUCACUGUGGUUAACAGAGAAUUCCAAACAGCACAACAUCACACAACAUAUGAAAGUAAAGAGCCUGGAAGAUGCAGAAAAGAAUCCCAAAGCCAUUGACACAUGGAUUGAGAGCAUCUCUGAAUUACACCGUUCCAAGCCCCCUGCAACUGUGCACUAUACCAGGACCUACGGAUCCUGGCCGCUACUGGCUAAGAUUGCAGACGUAAAGAUUAUGGUUUACCUGGUAUUUUUACUUAGCCAGCUUCUCCAAACCCUAGGUCUUGGGCCUAUGCCCGAUAUUGACACACUGAUGCAGGAGUGGUCUCCAGAGUUUGAAGAACUUUUGGGAAAGGUGAGCCUGCCCACAGCAGAGAUUGAUUGCAGCCUGGCAGAGUACAUUGAUAUGAUCUGUGCCAUCCUAGACAUCCCUGUCUACAAGAGUCGAAUUCAGUCCCUCCAUCUGCUCUUUUCCCUCUACUCGGAAUUCAAGAACUCGCAGCAUUUUAAAGCUCUAGCUGAAGGCAAGACAGCAUUCACCCCUCCAUCCAACUCCAACUCCCAGGCUGGAGAUGCCGAGACGUUAACCUUCAGCUGAGACACCUCCCAUGUGGCUGUCUCACGGCUCCGCCAGCUCCUCUGCCCCAGCUGAGGAGGGGUCACCGUCAGCCUCCUGGCAGCCUUGCCUGCCUCACACCUUGACUCGGGCACGGCGCUCAUCCUACUACCGUUUCUGCCAGAGAGCACUGCUCGUGGUCAUUAAAUGGCUAAUGACUGUUUCAGAGCUCCUUCACACAGGAAGUAUGCAUUGACACCACUGUGGGGAUUUGAGCAAGAAGCACUGGAAUUCCUGGAAUCCCAGGAUGCUCAGGAUGGGAGGAAGGUUGAAAAGAUGUUCUUUUUGAGAUAGCAAUAGGAUUAUAUUCUUUCAUGCAUAAAGUCAAUUGGCAAAGG